Messenger RNA from Penicillium cataractarum, 1722 nucleotides. Its product is annotated as FAD-dependent oxidoreductase. The coding region runs from base 1 to 1722 and encodes 573 amino acids. Gene Ontology annotation, molecular function: FAD binding; oxidoreductase activity. The record is from RefSeq and is a predicted model, not a curated record. NCBI's taxonomy places the organism in Eukaryota, Fungi, Ascomycota, Eurotiomycetes, Eurotiales, Aspergillaceae. The transcript is spliced from 4 exons.
AUGCUGCCUAUCAACUCGCUCAAGCUGGGGGCUUUCCUCGGCCUGGCUGCAUUUGCGCCUGCAGUUGACGCAUCAGGGAGCGAUUGUCGAUGCUUCCCGGGUGACCAGUGCUGGCCCUCGUUGUCGACCUGGGAUGCGUUUAACCAAUCGGUCAACGGACGUCUGGUCGCCACAGUGCCUCUGGCUACUCCCUGCCAUACUCCCAACUAUAAUUCAGAGAAAUGCGAGGUGCUAAAAGAUGGCUGGUUGCUGCCCGAGGAGCACUAUAAAUCGUCCUCAUCAUUCAUGGCUCCAUUCUUCACCAACGGAACAUGUGACCCCUAUCAUCCCGUGUCAAAGCCCUGCACGCUUGGCAAUUUUGUUCGAUAUGCAGUCAACGUAUCGGAGUCCUCUCAUGUGGCCAAGACCCUCCAGUUUGCAACUGAGCACAAUAUCCGGUUUAUCAUCCGCAAUACUGGUCAUGACUAUAAUGGCAAGUCCACCGGUGCUGGUGCGCUUUCAGUUUGGACCCACCACUUGAAAGGCCUCGAAUUCAAAGACUGGAAAGACAAGUACUAUACUGGAAAGGCUCUCAAAAUGGGCGCUGGUAUUCAGGGUAUCGAGGCAUAUGAGGCUGCACAAGCACAGGGUCUGCGGAUUGUGAGUGGUGAGUGCCCGACUGUUGGUAUUGCUGGCGGGUAUAGUCAGGGCGGGGGUCACUCGGCCCUUUCGUCUAGGUACGGGCUUGGUGCAGACCAAGUCCUCGAGUGGGAAGUCAUCGAUGGUAACGGUAGAUUUCUUGUUGCAAACCGCCAGCAGAACACUGACCUCUUCUGGGCGCUGUGCGGAGGUGGCGGUGGUACCUACGGUGUCGUCUGGUCUAUGACCUCUAAAGCUCACGCAGAUGGUCAAGUCUCCGGCUUGAACCUUACCUUUACAACCUCUGGUAUUUCCGACGAUACUUUCUUCGAGGCGGUGGAGUUCUAUAACACUCGUCUGCCAUCUAUCGUGGAUGAGGGUGUGAUGAGUCUCAACUUCCUCACUAACACCUCUUUCUCCAUUUCUCCUAUGACCGGACCCGAUGUUCCACUGAAGAAACUGAAGAGCUUGAUAGAGCCAGUCCUGAAUGAGCUCAAGCGCCUUGGUAUUACCUAUACCUACCAAGCUGAGGAGUUUGGGUCUUAUCUUGAGCAGUUCAAUGCCCAGGUCCCGCUAGUUGAAGUCGGAGUUGCUCAGUAUGGAAGCUGGCUCCUUCCCCGGUCGAUCGUGACCAAUCUCAGCACAAACCGCGAACUCACCCAGUCGAUCCGUACCGUGCUUGGCCAGCAUGCUACAUUCACCACUGUUGCUAUCAAUGUGGCAAAGAAUGUCACUGGCGACGUUUACAACGCUGUGAACCCGGCAUGGCGCACUGCGAUCGCCCACGUACUGAUGUCCACCCCUUGGGAGUUCAACGAGCCAGAGCAGAUGGCUGAAAAUAGAAAAUUGAUGACCGAUCUGCUGGUUCCUAGCAUUAGCAAGCUGGCUCCUGAAUCCGGCGCGUAUCUCAAUGAGUGCGAUUUUGACCAGCCUAACUGGAAGAAGGCCUUCUACGGCAAGAACUAUAACGAUCUACUUGCCAUUAAGAGCAAGUACGAUCCCCACUCUCUUUUCUACGGGUUGACUGCUGUUGGAUCCGAUGAGUGGACUGUCUCUAACAGUGGUCGUAUGUGUCGUGUGGCUACUGCUUCUGGUGAAAACUAA